GGCUUCAGUAUAUAUACAUGGGAGCGCCAGUCUGACACACUCACUCACAACACACUGAACUCUGUAAGACACCCAAGCCAAAUCAGCAAGUCGCAGUCAUGAAGGUGUUCAUUGUACUCGCAGUUGCAGUGCUCUCUGUCUGUCAAGCCAACCUCUUCUAUGCUGAUGCACCCAAGCCACAGCUGGAUGUGAUGACUGAUGCUUUCUGGGAUUACAUUGCCAAGGCAACCCAAACAGCUGAUGACACCCUCCAGAUGAUCAGGAAAUCACAGUUUGGACAGGAAGUGAACGCCCGUCUGGCAGAAAGCUCUGACAUAGCCAGCAAGUAUGCCGUCACCCUCCAGGAGCAGCUCCCACCUGCAGCCCAGGACCUGAUGACCAAGAUCACCGCAGAAGCUGAUGUUCUCAGAAAUGUGCUGUCUCAGGAGAUGAGCACUGUCAGGGAGACGCUGGAGCCCUACACCGAGGACAUGAAGGCCCAGAUCCAGCAGAGAGUGGAGCAGCUCAAACAGGAGCUGGCCCCCUACGCAGAAUCCAUGGACUCUGAGGCCCUGAGGACCACCCUGAUGCAGAAGAGCGAGGAGCUGAAGACCAACCUGGAGCAGAGUGUGAAGGAUCUGCAGGCUCAGCUGGGGCCCUACACCGAUGACCUGAAGCUCAAGGUGGACCUGCACCUGCAGAACUUCCAGGAAAGCGUCGCCCCCAUGACCGAGAAGGUCCAGGUGGAGCUGAGCCAGAGAGCCAAUCUCGUAAAACAGAUGGUGGCCCCGUACGCUGAGGACCUGAAGGAAAAGCUGGACCCCUACGCUCAGGACCUCCAGGCCCGGCUGAUGUCUCUCUACGACUCCUUUAUCAGCGGCAACUAAGUCAACCUCCACACCUGCUCCAUCACCUAUCAAGAUGCUGGCCUUAUGGUCUACCUCCACAUGAAAAAUAUGAAUUGUACUGUAAAUCCAAUUAAACUAAUAUUUAUUGCAAAGUGCAAAGCAACCCUCUGUGCUUGCCAGAAAUGUACAUACUAAGUUUUUAUUGUGACUGUUUUUGUAAUCUCUGUAAGUUGUGAAAAAUAAAUAGAUGAAUCUGGA
This is a messenger RNA of Centropristis striata (black sea bass), 1085 nucleotides long. Its product is annotated as apolipoprotein A-I-like. Gene Ontology annotation, molecular function: cholesterol binding; phosphatidylcholine-sterol O-acyltransferase activator activity; phospholipid binding. The transcript is spliced from 4 exons. Lineage: Eukaryota; Metazoa; Chordata; Actinopteri; Perciformes; Serranidae. Gene Ontology annotation, cellular component: extracellular region; blood microparticle; high-density lipoprotein particle. Gene Ontology annotation, biological process: positive regulation of lipid biosynthetic process; high-density lipoprotein particle assembly; cholesterol homeostasis. The coding region runs from base 99 to 866 and encodes 255 amino acids. The record is from RefSeq and is a predicted model, not a curated record.